Sphaerodactylus townsendi is the source of this 4452-nucleotide messenger RNA. RefSeq names its product euchromatic histone lysine methyltransferase 1 (gene EHMT1). NCBI's taxonomy places the organism in Eukaryota, Metazoa, Chordata, Lepidosauria, Squamata, Sphaerodactylidae. The coding region runs from base 67 to 3627 and encodes 1186 amino acids. The record is from RefSeq and is a predicted model, not a curated record. The transcript is spliced from 23 exons. Gene Ontology annotation, molecular function: histone methyltransferase activity; protein-lysine N-methyltransferase activity; zinc ion binding.
CAAGCUUUGGCUGUCUUUCACACGCGAACUCUGCUGGGCAAAGGAGAGACCAGAAGGGAGAUCUGCAUGAAGACUGAGCUGCUAAAGGAUAUCACCAACAAUAAGGAGGAAGGAUUUAAUGCUAUGGCAGCAGAUGAGAGUGCCAUAGAAAAACAAGUUGGGGAACCAAAGAUGGCCCCAGACGGGGAAACCAACGGGUCCUGCGAGCGCAACGAAACCAAGAGCCACCCCAACGCAGCUAGAAACCCUCAGGACAAUAUCAAAGCGACUCUAGGGGACUCCAUGGCUAAGUUAAGCAGGAUAGCGGAGAAUGGCAUUUCUGAGAGAGACAGCGACGCCGGGAAGCAGAACCACAUAAAAGCAAAUGACUUCACGCAGACUUCCGUCACCGGGAGCAAUGGGUACAUUUUGCCGAAGCAGAUGGCUCAGGAGCCGCCCUUAAGGACUGCCAGCAGCGCUUUUGCUUCCCUCACUGGCCAUGCGGCGAAAACCCUCCCUGCAGCAGCAAGCAAAGGGAGAACACUGGGUGCCCUUUCUCAGGCACAGACUGCCUUGCCAGCCAAGUACAGGGAGGGUGGGAAGGAUACGGAGGCAAAAAGAACCACAAACGCCAACAUCAAGGUCCACAGAGCCCGGAAGACGAUGCCCAAGAACACUUCUAGCCUGAAAGCAAGUAAAGACCCCAAAGAAGCAAAAGCACCUAAGGAAGAUGGUAACAAACAUGUUUUCGAAUUUGGAAAGUCCCCACCUUUGCCCUCUGUCCUUGGCCUUCAUUCAUCUCUACCUCAGAACCAGAGCUAUGUGGCCGCCUCAAAAUCACAGACAGCUGCUUCUGUGUCUCGGAAGAAGAAACGAAGAAUGGGAACUUACAGCCUGGUCCCCAAGAAAAAGAACAAAGUUUUAAAACAGCGGACUGUGAUCGAGAUGUUUAAGAGCAUCACCCACUCUUCGGCAGGUGGCAAGGGUGAAAAGGACGAUACGAGUCCUCAUGUGAACGGGGAAAGCUUAGAGGUGGAUUCCGAAGAGGAAGAUUCAGAUGAGCUUGAGGAGGAAGACGAACAUGGGACGGAGCAUCUGUCUGCCUUUCCUGCAGAGGACAACCAAACUGCUAAAGAAGUGGCUGCAGAGGCCAGCAAAGUUAGAAAGAUGGUUGAUGGUGAGUCGGAGGAGGACCAAGACUCUGGAGAAUCGGGAGAAGAUGAGGAAGAUGGUGAUGAGUCUGACUUGAGUUCAGAGUCCAGCCUCAAGAAGAAACUGAUGAAGAGGAAAGGGAAGACAGACAGCCCCUGGUUGAAACCCACCCGGAAGAGGAGGCGACGGAGUAAAAAGAAACCCAGCAGCAUUUCAGGUUCCGAAACGUACAAGCCACCUUUGGGGAGCGGAGAAGAAGCUGGGCCGGAGAACAACAUGGAAUACAUGGAGGUGUCUCUGGAUUCUUUGGAUCUCCGAGUAAAGGGAAUUCUAUCUUCACAAUCAGAAGGUCUUUCCAACGGGCCUGAAGCAAUGGAAGCCGACAGUCUUCAGGAAGUUCCUCUCUGUAGCUGCCGAAUGGAGACCCCCAAAAGCCGUGAGACCACCACGCUCGCCAAUAACCAGUGCAUGGCGACAGAGAGCAUGGACGAGGAGCUGAACCGAUGCACAAACCGCGUGCUGAAAUACGAGGUGAUGCGCCCGUCCAACAAGGUCCAGCUCUUAGUGCUGUGCGAAGAUCAUAGAGGGAGGAUGGUGAAACAUCAGUGCUGCCCGGGAUGCGGCUUCUUCUGUGCAGCGGGCACGUUCAUGGAGUGUCAGCCAGAGAGCAGCAUCUCCCACCGGUUUCACAAGAACUGUGCCUCCCAGGUCAAAGGCAUGAGCUACUGUCCACACUGUGGGGAGGAGGCCUCCAAGGCGAAAGAAGUGACGAUCGCCAAGGCGGACACUACCUCUACCCUUUCCCUGACCUACGAGCAGAAGAAAAUCGGGACUUCAGAGGGAAGGGCAGACACCACGACAGGGAGUGGCAUUCAACCAACCGAGGAAGGCCGGCCAGAGAGUUUGCCUGCCGAGGGGUUUGAUUUAGCUGGGACCUCUUCCUUUCCCAAGCCAGCCCCACCUGGAAUGCCCCCGGGACCCAUUAAAGAAACCCUUGAAAGCGCCUUGAUCGCCCUGGAUUCAGAAAAGCCCAAGAAAUUACGGUUUCACCCAAAGCAGUUGUAUUUCUCUGCACGGCAAGGAGAGCUGCAGAAGGUCCUCCUUAUGUUGGUGGACGGGAUUGACCCUAAUUUCAAAAUGGAGCAUCAAAACAAGAGAACCCCUCUUCAUGCAGCUGCAGAGUCUGGGCACGUGGACAUUUGCCACAUGCUGAUCCAGGCCGGUGCUAAUAUAGACAACUGCUCUGAGGACCAGAGGACUCCACUUAUGGAAGCAUCAGAGAACAAUCAUCUAGAGGCUGUAAAGUACCUCAUCAAGGCUGGAGCGCUUGUAGAUCCCAAGGAUGCAGAAGGCUCUACGUGUCUGCAUCUGGCAGCCAAGAAGGGGCAUUAUGAGGUGGUGCAGCAUCUUCUAUCCAAUGGGCAGAUGGAUGUCAACUGCCAGGAUGACGGAGGCUGGACGCCGAUGAUCUGGGCAACGGAAUACAAACAUGUUGAGCUGGUGAAGCUGCUCCUGGCCAAAGGAUCAGAUAUCAACAUCCGUGACAACGAGGAGAACAUUUGUUUACACUGGGCUGCUUUCUCGGGAUGCGUGGACAUAGCGGAGAUCUUGCUAGCUGCAAAAUGCGACUUGCAUGCGGUGAACAUCCAUGGAGAUUCCCCCUUGCACAUUGCGGCCCGAGAGAACCGCUACGAGUGUGUAGUCCUCUUCUUGUCCCGCGGUUCAGACGUCGCGCUGAAGAACAAGGAGGGCGAGACCCCCCUGCAGUGUUCGAGUCUCAACUCUCAAGUUUGGGUAGCUCUGCAGAUGAACAAGACCCUGAAAGAGUCGACUCCUGAGAAGCCUGUCCAGAUGGAGAAGAUCCUAAGCAGGUGUGAGCUGGAGAGCUUUGCCCUCCUCCGUAUGCUGCGGCCAGAGGCCAUUUUUUGGCUACGUUCAGACAUCACAUGCAAAUUUGACACCUGUGACACAGACCCUCUGUCUGAUCCCGUGGGCCAUUCACCUUUUUCCCGUUCUCUUGCUUUUCUGUUGUUCUGUAGGUAUGUUGGAGAACUGAUUUCUGAUUCAGAGGCAGACGUACGUGAAGAAGACUCCUAUCUCUUUGACCUUGACAAUAAGGAUGGAGAGGUGUACUGCAUAGAUGCCCGCUUCUACGGCAACAUCAGUCGCUUCAUAAACCACCUUUGUGAGCCAAACCUCAUCCCCGUGCGAGUGUUCAUGACCCACCAGGACCUGCGCUUUCCCAGAAUUGCCUUCUUCAGCAGCAGAAGCAUCCAAGCGGGAGAGGAGAUUGGGUUUGACUAUGGCGAGAGGUUCUGGGACAUCAAGGGCAAAUAUUUCAGUUGUCAGUGCGGCUCCCCCAAAUGCAGGCACUCCAGCGCCGCCCUCGCUUACCGGCAAGCAAGUACGUCGUCGUCGUCAUCCUCCCAGGAGGCAGCAGAGAACGGACUCCCGGAUACCAGCUCCACAGCAGUGGUGGUGGCUGCCCCGUUUUGAGGGCCUCUUUCAGCUUUCCCCAAAUGCACAGAUUGUAUGAAUUUCUCCAUCAAGAAAGGGUAACCUGGGAAAAGGAAGCCUAUGAGCUUGAGACACUCUGGCUCCAGGCACUGCUGUGAUUGUUACUUGAGGAACGAAUGAAAGCCUCGCGCUGUCGCCCCGACCCAACAUGCCUACGAUGUGCCAGGAAGCGGCUAGCUUGACAGCGUGUGUCCGGGGGCGGCUGCUCCCGCUUGUUCCACGCUGAGUGACCCACACGGCCUCUCUUAAUGUGACGCGUGUUCUCCGAGCCAAGAGAGAGUCUUCCCCCACCCCCGCCUCCCUCUUGGAAGGAAGAAAAUUGAAUGGACUGUUUAUGCCAAGUAUCUCCAGUUCGCUUGUAAUAAACUCUGCAUACUUGAUGAAACCCUUUUUUCAAAGCCAAGGCCUGCUCUUUUGGCACAGCUCUGGGGGGCUUUGCUAGCAGCUGAACCUUAACUUUCUCUUUCCUUGCUCGUUGCCCUGGAAUUGAAACCGUAUCGUCUCACGAACAGGUGCCUGCCAGUGACCUAAUCCAGUGCGUUAGACAUCUGCGCUCUCCUCUCCUGCAUCUACCUUUGAUUUCUCCAGGCCUGGCAGAUAUUUCUCAUGAGUCCUACCAGGGCUUCUCCGUUACAAACUGUCUCUUGGGGCAUGUUGCUUUUCUCAGUGUUUCCCUCCUCCCCACCCCCACCCCCCCACCAGCGGGUGUAUUUCCCUCUUCCAUUAUGCUAUGAAGCGUACAGGGAAUUAAUUUACAUGACACUAACUUCUAAAACGAAAGGAGCUUCUUUUUAAAAAUUAAAA